Messenger RNA from Gorilla gorilla gorilla (western lowland gorilla), 2382 nucleotides. It is a transcript of the gene GPR119, whose product is annotated as G protein-coupled receptor 119. Gene Ontology annotation, cellular component: membrane. Bases 576 to 1583 code for a protein of 335 amino acids. Lineage: Eukaryota; Metazoa; Chordata; Mammalia; Primates; Hominidae. The transcript is spliced from 4 exons. Gene Ontology annotation, biological process: regulation of metabolic process; adenylate cyclase-activating G protein-coupled receptor signaling pathway. Gene Ontology annotation, molecular function: G protein-coupled receptor activity; phosphatidylcholine binding. The record is from RefSeq and is a predicted model, not a curated record.
GCGCACUAGCAGCCUUCCGUGCUGCGUGCGGUUACCUCUUGGAGAAAUAGUUUUUCUCUAGUUUUUCGCUUUUUCUUCUCUGUGAAAUGGGGUAAAGGCACAAGCCUGGGCUGUUGCAGGACCCCCAGCUCUUGAACAAUAUCUGAAACUGGUUAGAUUAGCUAUAAAUAUUUGCUGAGUGAACGGAACAAGCAGCCUGAUGUGGCGACUUUAGUCUCAGCCCUCGCUCCCAGUCCAGAGUCCCACUUGGACCUUCGCUCCUAGUCGGUUGCUAACGCACAGACCCAUCAAAGCAUCCCUGUCAUGGCAGAAAAGUGAAGAAGAUAGGUGAAAAGACAGGAGACCUGAUGAAUGUCCCUGUCCCUCCAGAGUCCCUGAAGCACCAGUGAAGGGAGAGGGCCUGGCGAGACAGCAUGUACAGGAUCCCAAAGAUGGCGACCUGCCAGCCUGGACUGCCAGUGAAGGCCAGAAUCGUGCUGUAGCUCUGAACCCACAGCUCCUCUGCCCCUGGCCCAUAAGAAUUUCAGCUGGAGAGACAGCAUGCCCUGGUAAGUGAAGUCCUGCCACUUCGAGACAUGGAAUCAUCUUUCUCAUUUGGAGUGAUCCUUGCUGUCCUGGCCUCCCUCAUCAUUGCUACUAACACACUAGUGGCUGUGGCUGUGCUGCUGUUGAUCCACAAGAAUGAUGGUGUCAAUCUCUGCUUCACCUUGAAUCUGGCUGUGGCUGACACCUUGAUUGGUGUGGCCAUCUCUGGCCUACUCACAGACCAGCUCUCCAGCCCUUCUCGGCCCACACAGAAGACCCUGUGCAGCCUGCGGAUGGCAUUUGUCACUUCCUCCGCAGCUGCCUCUGUCCUCACGGUCAUGCUGAUCACCUUUGACAGAUACCUUGCCAUCAAGCAGCCCUUCCGCUACUUGAAGAUCAUGAGUGGGUUCGUGGCCGGGGCCUGCAUUGCCGGGCUGUGGUUAGUGUCUUACCUCAUUGGCUUCCUCCCACUCGGAAUCCCCAUGUUCCAGCAGACUGCCUACAAAGGGCAGUGCAGCUUCUUUGCUGUAUUUCACCCUCACUUCGUGCUGACCCUCUCCUGCAUUGGCUUCUUCCCAGCCAUGCUCCUCUUUGUCUUCUUCUACUGCGACAUGCUCAAGAUUGCCUCCAUGCACAGCCAGCAGAUCCGAAAGAUGGAACAUGCAGGAGCCAUGGCUGGAGGUUAUCGACCCCCACGGACUCCCAGCGACUUCAAAGCUCUCCGUACUGUGUCUGUUCUCAUUGGGAGCUUCGCUCUAUCCUGGACCCCCUUCCUUAUCACUGGCAUUGUGCAGGUGGCCUGCCAGGAGUGUCAUCUCUACCUAGUGCUGGAACGGUACCUGUGGCUGCUCGGCGUGGGCAACUCCCUGCUCAACCCACUCAUCUAUGCCUAUUGGCAGAAGGAGGUGCGACUGCAGCUCUACCACAUGGCCCUAGGAGUGAAGAAGGUGCUCACCUCAUUCCUCCUCUUUCUCUCGGCCAGGAAUGGUGGCCCAGAGAGGCCCAGGGAAAGUUCCUGUCACAUCGUCACUAUCUCCAGCUCAGAGUUUGAUGGCUAAGACGUCGCUUUGCUUACCAGUCUGGCCCAGAGGAGAAACAUGCUUGCUUUCACCAUAGCAAGCAUCGCGUUCCUACAACUGAAGAACUUUUUGACUCUCAAGUGGAUGAUGGAACCCAAUAUGCCUUGAAAUGCUGAGCAUCCAGCAAGUACCAGGCCAGCAAUAAGGCACAUUCUUGGAUUGUAUUGUGAGUUACUGGGAACUAGGUAAAAUACAAAUAACUGGAUUUUGGACAAAAUUGAAAGCAGGCUCAAACCAAUGCCCUCCUUACUGGUGGUUCAAAGCUUAAAUCCUGGCCUUGCUACAAAGGACUGAUCUUGCCAAGAUAAUAUAAGCAAAGUGGAAUGAAAAUUAAACUUAAUUCUGAAGCCAAGGUCCUUUUAGAAAAAAAAAAAAGUAAAUUAGCCUGAUUUAAUCAUUCCACAUUUUAAACAUAUAUCAACAUCACAUUGUACCCCAUGUAAUAUAUACAAUUAUUUGUCAAUUAAAAAUAAAAAAUAUAUAUAUUUUUAAGUACAGAAAUCAGGAGGGGAGGGGAGGCCAGGUGAUCAGUGUGUUAUUAGGUUCAAUCUAAGAAACUCUGCUACCCCUGGGAGUCAGUAUGUGCGGUGGAAAAAUCACAGGUCUUGAAAUCCAACAGACCAGUGUUCAAAUGAUAAUUCAGUCAUUUAAAUUCUCAAACUAGAUCUCUCAUUCAUCAAACUGGGGUAAUAAUGCCUACUUUACAUGGUUAUAUUGAAGAUUAACUCAGAUAAUGUAUAUGUAAAUAUCUAGUAAACUACAGCACAUUGUUAGUGCU